AUGAAACAUAUUUCCACCUUGGCACUCGCUGCCAGCACCAUCAUUGGAGCCGAAGCCAUCACCCUGCAAAAGCGUUCAAAUGGCGCACCGAGGGUCGUCGAGCACGAGAUUCAAAGAAAGCACGUCGAGAANCCCCUGAAGAGAGACCGUCUACGAAGACGUCAGAACACCAUCCAGGAAUCGCUGGACAACGAGCAAACCCUCUACUUUGCCAAUGCCUCCAUCGGCACACCGGCGCAGAGCUUUAGGCUACACAUCGAUACCGGAAGUAGUGAUCUCUGGGUCAACGUCGCCACCUCUUCGCAGUGCGAGAACACACAACAGAACGACUGCUCAAUCUCGGGCACCUACGCUCCCAACUCAUCCUCGACUUACGAGUAUGUUAACAGUCUUUUCAACAUUUCGUAUGUUGAUGGCUCGGGUUCAUCGGGCGACUAUGCUACCGAUGUCUUCCGCAUCGGUGGUGCCGAGUUACAAAACCAGGAAUUCGGUAUUGGUUACGUGUCGAGCUCCGAGGAGGGUAUCCUUGGAAUCGGUUAUCCUACCAACGAGGCCAUUCUUCAAUAUUCGACGGAGCCUUACGUCAACGUGCCCCAGCACAUGAUGCAAGCUGGACUCAUCAACACCAAUGCUUACAGCUUGUGGUUGAACGACCUCGAUGCCUCCACGGGCUCGAUUUUGUUCGGCGGUGUCAACACUGAAAAGUACACCGGAUCUCUUCAGACGUUACCCAUUCUCACCGAACAGGGUAUCUACGCCGAGUUUAUUAUCGCGCUCACUGGUGUCGGCUACAACGGCCAAGAAAACUCCAUCGCCUCGAACCUCAACACUGCUGCUCUGCUCGACUCUGGCUCCAGUUUGAUGUAUCUUCCCAACGACGUCACCGAGUCCAUCUACAGCAUGACCGGUGCCAAGUACAGCCAGGAGUACGGUGCUGCCUUCAUUGACUGCAACAUGCGCUACAACGACACCACCAUCGACUUCACCUUCUCUUCUCCUACCAUCCGUGUUAGCAUGUCGGAACUGGUUCUUGUUAUGGGCUACCAGGGUCGCACUCCUCUUUGUAUUCUUGGCAUUGCUCCUGCCGAUGGUACCACUCCCGUCCUUGGUGACACCUUCCUUCGCAGCGCUUACGUCGUCUACGACAUUACCAACAACGAAAUCUCUCUCGCACAAACCAACUUCAACAGCACUGGCAACAACAUCAUGGAGAUUACCAACACCAGCAUUCCCGAUGCUACUGGUGUUGCCUCCGCUGUCACUUCCGUCUCCCAGGAGACUGGUGGCGGUCGUCUUGGUGGCCUCACCAGUGUCACCAGCAGUGGUAUGGGUGCCGUCAUGACUCCUGGACCUAAGGGACUCGGAGCUCUUGCUGCUGUCGGUGCCGCUGCACUCUUUGCUUUGUAA
Molecule: messenger RNA, 1407 nt
Organism: Aureobasidium vineae
Lineage: Eukaryota; Fungi; Ascomycota; Dothideomycetes; Dothideales; Saccotheciaceae
Source: the annotation of a GenBank genome assembly